CUUUCUUUCUGCUUUUCCAUCAAAUCCUUAUUCCCUGUCAAAAAACGAUCCAAUCCAUUUUUUUCUUCUUAUUGACACAUUUGUCAUUUCUUUAUCCAAAAAUUCGUUCUCAUUGUCUCAAAUCAACCCAAUUAGAAAAGGCUUCUCUCUCUCUCUGUGUACCUCUUCUUUUUCUUUUCGGUCUGCUGUCCAUUUUGCUAUUAAGGUUAUUUUAUGGGACCAAUCAAAACCUUAUUGAUUUGAGCAAAAAACAUAAAAAAUCAGGACCAAAAAAAUUAUCUCUCCGCUUGUCAAAAUCACUACAACAACACAACAUUUAAAAAAUUAAACAAACUUUCCCUUUUCUUUCUUUCUCCAUCUCCUCAUCUUGGUCUCAACGUUUCAUCUCUCACUUUUUUAUUCUUACACCUUUUUUUUCUUUAUUUUUGAUUAUUCCAAAUUCCCUUCAUCAUUAUUCCACCUCCUAUAUUCAUACAACAUCAGUCAUGUCCAUGCUGGAAACUAGUCAUAAUUUAAAUACAACAACCACAACAAGUCGGAAGAACAGCGAUCAAAAGCUACGUACAUUCAGCCCUGUCAUACUAUUCCAUGAUCACCAAUAUGUAAAAGCAGGAUCAGGUGACCUUGAACAUAUCCAUAUUCCUUACGGUGAUCCAUCUUACGGAGCACAUCUUGAAUCGCAUAAGAAGAGAAUACAUGAGAUGCUUCAGACCAAUGAACAUCCUGAACCUAUUUCUGCCGCAGAACAGCCUCAUCAUUAUCGAUCCUCGCCUCAUCGUCAAACAUCACCCGUGCCUUCCUUAGUCUCGUCUUCUUCUCCAAGCCCACCUUAUUUACGUCAACAUUAUCAGCCUAAUUACUAUCAGUACAAACACUUUCAUCAUCACAGUGCCCCUCCUUCACCACCAGCAGACCAACCCAGUCGUACCUCGGCUACCCAUGAGCACAUGACAGUUGGCAAUAAAUCAGUAGAAUCCGUGACUCCUGUCACCCAUCCCAAGUCUUCUACUCAACCCACUGCUACUACCACCCCUUCUGCCGCCGCCAACAACAACAAUAGCAACAACAACAGCAACAAGCGCCGACGUGGGAACCUGCCAAAGGCAGUGACAGCUAUCCUUCGUGAUUGGCUUUCCAGACAUAAAAAGCAUCCGUACCCCACUGAAGAAGAAAAGGCUGCGUUGGCUGCAGAAACCAAUUUGAACAUGAACCAGAUUAGCAAUUGGUUUAUUAAUGCCAGAAGACGUAUAUUACAACCUAUGCUCGAAAAAGAAGAAGAGGAGAAGAAUGCGACGACGCACCAUUUGCAACGGCAACACGAUGCCUAUCAUCGUCACCCUCCCACCCAUACGACUCCCAGUGCUCUGUCUCCACCUUAUGAUGACUCCAGCAUUCACCCUGCCUAUCAUCACGCUUCUCCCCCUGGUAUCCCGUCAAUUUAUCACCCUUCUCCUCAACAGCAACAUCUGCCUCAUUCACCUCCUUAUGAUCAACAACAACAACAACAACAACAACAACAACAACAACAACAGCAACAGCCCAGAAGACUGAGUGGUAGAAAAAGAUCGGCAGCUGAAGCCGUCUUGACACCUACAAAAUACCCUCCGCAAAAAAGAAUGUCUUCCACUCAUGCUGCCAACAGGAAAAACAGAAGCUAAGCUUUCUUUUUUUCCAAUAUUUAUAAUAACUAUUUCUCAUUGUAUACUUUUGUAACAUUUCUAUUUUAUUUUUUUCAUAUUUAUUUAUAUCCAUUCCCAAAUAUUUAUCAUUUUAUGUAUAUCCCCCAAUCUUUUCUUUUUUAUAUAUAACUAUUCCCCCUUUCCCAUUUUCCAGCUUUUACUUUUUUUUUCUAUUACUCUUCUCAUUGUGAGGAAGCCUCUCUCUAAAAAA
Molecule: messenger RNA, 1890 nt
Organism: Mycotypha africana
Lineage: Eukaryota; Fungi; Mucoromycota; Mucoromycetes; Mucorales; Mycotyphaceae
Exons: 3
Coding region: 486-1658 (390 amino acids)
Biological process (GO): regulation of transcription by RNA polymerase II
Molecular function (GO): RNA polymerase II cis-regulatory region sequence-specific DNA binding; DNA-binding transcription factor activity, RNA polymerase II-specific
Source: RefSeq, a predicted model, not a curated record